Molecule: messenger RNA, 1210 nt
Organism: Triticum dicoccoides
Lineage: Eukaryota; Viridiplantae; Streptophyta; Magnoliopsida; Poales; Poaceae
Exons: 1
Coding region: 258-926 (222 amino acids)
Molecular function (GO): nucleic acid binding; RNA-DNA hybrid ribonuclease activity
Source: RefSeq, a predicted model, not a curated record
GCUUAGCUAGCUCGAUCGCCCGCGGCUUAAACCAUUUCAAAUACUUCUCUUCCACCCGCUUUCUUCUUCUUCCAUGCCGUCUCCUCCUCAUCCUCCCUCCCCAUACGCAUUGACCUAAUCAAUCCCGGCAUUUCCAUUCUACGCCGAAGUGGUUGUGUUCUCCAAUUCAUGUAUGCUACGUGAGCAGUGGCUUCAAGCAACUGCAUGCAUGCACAAACGCUAAAUACACGUCAAGAUCGCGCGUUCUCUUGGCAACCAUGCUGCGCGUGCACCUUCGACCCAUGGGCGCGAUGCUGCAGCGCGUCCCCGUAUCUGCCCUCCUCGUCGACAAGGCAAUGGCAAUGGCAAUGCCAACGGUGGCAAUGGGAGGCGGGUACCAGGCGCGGCGGAGCCUGCACGGCGGCGGAGACUCGCCGAACAAGUGGAGGAAGCCGGAGGCGGGGCGCCUGAAGCUCAACUUCGACGGGUCCUCCAGGCACGCGUCCCAGAGCGCGAGUAUCGGCGGCGUGUACCGGGACCACAAGGGCGAGUUCGUGCUGGGCUACGCGGAGCGGAUCGGCGCGGCCACGAGCUCCGUGGCCGAGCUCGCCGCGCUCCGGCGCGGGCUGGAGCUGGCGCUGGAGAACGGGUGGAGCGGCGUCUGGGUCGAGGGCGACGACUUGUCGGCCGUGGAAGCCGCGCGGGGGAGCCACAGGCGUCCGCGCCUGGGCAGGGCGGAGGAGGACCUCAGGCUGUGGAAGGAGAUCGCCGAGCUGCUCCCGCUGCUCGGCGACGGCAUGGCCGUGUCGCACGUGCGCCGGGGAGGGAACAGGGUGGCGCACGGGUUCGCGAAGCUCGGCCACAGCGUGCCGCGGCCGCGGGUGUGGCGCGGCGUGCCGCCCGCCGAGGUGCUCAAGUACAUUCAGCGGGACGCCGGCAGGAAAUAGUGCGCGCAUGGAAAUGUUUGUGAAUACAUUACUUUGGUCGUGAUCUCUCUGUUGGUGAGAGAGAUCGCGCAUGCUCGCAGAUCAAUGCUAACUUACCUACUGAUGUGAUGGUUAAAGUAUGUAAUCGUGUCAUACAAAAUCCCCGGAUAGUUUUCCUUGUAUAGGUGCCUUGGAGAUCAAGUUGUAAUCCUACACACUACUAACCUUUGAUUAUCUCACCUAGGCUAGGCGUCCACUAUUCUAGUGGACUGAGAAUUGUAAAUUUAUUCACGCAAAUCUAAAAA